This is a messenger RNA of Beta vulgaris subsp. vulgaris (sugar beet), 1876 nucleotides long. Its product is annotated as putative BPI/LBP family protein At1g04970. The coding region runs from base 186 to 1691 and encodes 501 amino acids. NCBI's taxonomy places the organism in Eukaryota, Viridiplantae, Streptophyta, Magnoliopsida, Caryophyllales, Amaranthaceae. The record is from RefSeq and is a predicted model, not a curated record. Gene Ontology annotation, molecular function: lipid binding. The transcript has 6 exons.
ACUCAAAAGACGUAUUGAUUACGGUUUGCACAGAACAAGUUCAGAUUCCUACUAGUACUUGCUGAUAAAUCCAAAGUUUCUCUCUUUACUAACAACUCCCCAAAAACAAAACCACCUUCAUCACCUCAACUCAAUCUAAAAGUUCAGUUUAAUUCUAAGUUUCUUUAAUUAUCCUUACUACUUCAAUGGCAGCUUGUAUUUUGAGCAAAUUAAUGAUCUUUUUGUCAUUAAUUUGCAUAAUUUCAAAUGCCCAUUUACAAUCUAAAGAAGAUGGAUUCAUUUCUGUAUCAAUUUCUGAAAAAGGUCUUGAAUUUCUCAAAGAUUUGUUGACAGAAAAGGCAGUAUCUUCUCUCACCCCACUUGAACUUUCUCCAAUUGAAAAAACUGUGAGAAUUCUUCUUAUUGGAAGAGUUAAAAUUGUUCUUUCUAAUAUCAUAAUUUAUCAUAUUGAUGUUCCUUACUCAAAUGUUGAAGUGGGUGAUGAUGAAAUUACUAUCAGUGCUUUAAAAGCAACUGCUAAUUUAAGUAUGGAUUGGAAGUAUACUUACCAAAAUUGGUUUGUUGAAGUUUCUGAUCAAGGAAAAGCUUCUGUUGAGGUUGAAGAUAUGAAAGUGGGUAUGAAGGUAAGCUUGAAGAAUCAAGGUGGUGCUCUUAAGUUGUCCCUCGAGGACAGUAAAUGUGACAUAGAAGACGUUGAUAUAAAGAUGGAUGGUGGAGCAUCAUGGCUUUAUCAGGGGGUGGUGGAUGCCUUCAGUGACCAUAUCGAAUCUGCAGUUGAAAAUGGUAUUUUAAAGAAACUUACAGAAGGGAUCUCGAAGAUUGGUUCAUUGUUGCAAUCUCUUCCUACAGAAAUUAAAGUGGAUGAUACUUCUGCACUGAAUGUUACCUUUGUUAGUGAUCCCAUCUUUAGCGAUUCUUCAGUUGGUUUCAUUAUAAAUGGAUUAUUUGUUCCAAUGAAUGGAGCUCUGACCACCCCAUAUCGGCACCAAAUAUCACAAGCUUCAGUUCCGUGCUACACUCCUGCUAGGAUGAUAGCAAUGUCAUUGCAUGAAGAUGUAUUUAACUCUGCAUCUUUAGUUUAUUUCAAUGCAGGGCUUAUGCAGUGGAGAGUUGACAGGAUUCCAGAUCAGUCUCUCCUGAAUACGACUGAGUGGAAAGAAGUUGUACCCCAACUUUACGAGCACUUUCCUAAUGCUGGAAUGGUUUUGGACAUAUUGGUGACCUCUCCUCCAUUUGUGCAUGUUUUUGAUGGUGAAAUGGAAGCAACUAUCAAUACAGAUGUAACAAUUGAUGUUGUGAGUGAUGCGGAAGUGAUACCAGUUGCUUGCGGAUCUGUGGUGAUCAGCGCUUCAGGUUCUGUCGAUAUCGCGGGGAAUAACCUGACUGGUGGCAUUGAACUGGAUAAGUUUAAUUUAUCAGCUAAAUGGAGUAAAAUUGGUGAUCUGCAAAUUGAUGAUAUUAAGCCAGUAAUUUCGGAGGUUCUAGAUGAUGUCCUGUUGCCGCGGUUGAAUCAAUUACUCGUACAAGGAUUUCCUUUGCCCUUGAUUCAUGGCUUUACUGUUGAAGAUGCUGAGAUUGUGUACUCUGAUUCUGUAAUUACUGUUUGCAGCGACGUGGCAUUUGCUGAAGAUUAUAAGCUUCCAGCAAAGUAUAGCAUUAGUGAUAUAUUCCCUUUUCGUUUGUUCAUGUAAUCAUGUAAAAUGCACUUCGUUAUCCAUUGUGGUGCUGUAGCCUGUAUGUACUGUAACGUUUUGCAUCUGUAUCUGCCUUUUUGAAGGAAUAAACAUGAGGGUGAACUCCUUGGAAUGAAGUUGUGGUGUUGGAGCUCACCCAACUUUAAGGUAAUAUGGACUUGCAAAUAUUAUUUUAUAGAUUA